CCUUUGUGGUGACGUUGUCGGCUGCCAUUGGUGGAGAUUGAGGUAGUUGUGUGUGCGACUUUGUGCUUCCCCCGGCGGCUUUCUCCCGAGAUUUCGUCGGCGAGUGCAGAGUGACAGAGCAAAGAGCAAGAUGGCGGCGCCGGGAGCGGAGACUCAGGCCAGCCUCAAUGGCUCUGUCGGGACUGAAGCAGCCAUCGCCCCUGACCAACAGAACGCACAACAGCAGCAGCAACAACAACCGCCACCCCCUAACGCAUGGCAGGUGAUUAAAGGGGUCCUCUUCAGAAUCUUCAUCAUAUGGGCCAUCAGCAGCUGGUUUCGCAGAGGGUCGACUCCCCAGGACCAAAGCACAUCUGUAGGGGCACCCCGACCCCCCAGCCGCAACCUCUUUCCUAAGGAAACAUUGAUGGACCUCUACGUGUUCCUUUCAGAGAACGAACAUUUCACAGAGUUUAACGCCACUACUGCCCUCUUCUGGGAGCAGCGAGAUUUGGUGUACGGGGACUGGAGCAGCGGUGCCAGCGGAGAUGGCUGCUAUGAACAGUACUCUGAAAUCAGUAUUCCUGAGGGCGUCCAGAACAAUGGCUCCUUCUACAUCCAUGUGUACCUGACUAAGAGCGGCUUCCAUCCAGAUCCCAGCAGGAAGAGUCUACAUCGAAGGCUGGCCACAGUUUAUACAUCUCGUAUGCUUAAUAAAUACAAACGCAAGCGAUUCCUUAAGACCAAGAACCUCCUGACGGGAGAGACAGAAGCCGAUCCGGAAGUUAUUAAGAGAGCCGAGGACUUUGGUCCCAUAGAGAUCAUCUCACACUGGCAUCCGAACUUAACCAUUAAUAUUGUCGACGACCAUACUCCAUGGGUACAAGGCAGCGUCCCACCACCUCUAGACCAGUAUGUAAAGUUUGAUGCAGUCAGUGGCGAUUACUAUCCUAUAGUGUACUUCAAUGAUUACUGGAACCUACAGAAAGACUAUGUGCCAGUCAAUUCCAGUGUAACAAGCUUGCCCUUACGGCUGUCAUUUUGUCCUCUGUCCCUGUGGCGGUGGCAGCUUUAUGCGGCUCAGAGCUCACGUAGCCCCUGGAGCUUCCUUGGAGAAGACCUAUAUGAGCAGUCUGAUGAGGAGCAGGAUUCCAUUAAGGUUGCUCUUUUGGAGACAAACCCCUACCUUCUAGCUCUAACCAUCACAGUGUCCAUUGUACACAGCAUCUUUGAGUUUCUGGCUUUCAAGAAUGAUAUCCAGUUCUGGAAUAGCCGUCAAUCUCUGGAGGGUCUUUCUGUCCGAUCUGUCAUCUUUGGGGUAUUUCAGUCCCUUGUGGUCUUGCUUUAUAUCUUGGACAAUGAGACCAACUUUGUGGUGCAGGUCAGCGUUGGUAUUGGUUUGCUGAUUGAUUUCUGGAAAAUCACAAAGGUCAUGGAUGUCAAGGUGGAUAGAGAAAAUAAAGUGGCCGGUAUCUUCCCCCGAGUGACUGUGAAGGAUAAAUCCACAUACGUUGAGUCGGCUACCAAGGUGUAUGAUGAUAUGGCAUUCCGCUACCUGUCCUGGAUCCUCUUCCCAUUGCUGGGAUGCUAUGCAGUAUACAGCUUAUUGUACAUGGAGCACAAAGGCUGGUAUUCCUGGGUACUAAGCAUGUUGUAUGGCUUCCUCCUCACGUUUGGAUUUAUCACGAUGACUCCACAGCUGUUCAUUAACUAUAAGUUGAAGUCAGUUGCCCACCUCCCAUGGAGGAUGCUCACCUACAAAGCCCUCAACACCUUUAUCGAUGACUUGUUUGCUUUUGUUAUCAAGAUGCCCAUGAUGUAUAGGAUCGGGUGUCUGCGAGAUGACGUGGUCUUCUUCAUCUAUUUGUACCAACGCUGGAUCUAUCGAGUGGACCCCACGCGGAUGAACGAGUUUGGGACCAGCGGCGAGAGCCCCCCUGCUCUUCCUGUCCAGGAUCAGCUAGCGCUCAAUUCCCCCAACCCUGAAGACACAUCCCCACCCAAACCAGAAGAAGACAAAAAGAAAGACUAAUUUAUUUUAUUUUUAGUUUAUUUUUUUUAUUUUUUCUUGUUCCCAUUCUACAUGAACUGUUAAAACCUCCCCCGGGGGGUAAAUCGGCUGCUGUUUUAUAUAUAAAUCUCCUCUGUCCCCUGACCCUCUUUGUUGAGACGGCAUUUCCCCCGUCUGUUAAUAUGUAUAUGGGACUGGUGAAGUUUGUCUUUCUCUGCCCCCCCUGUUGCUUUCGGUCAUCCUGUCCGUCUUUCUGUCCGGUCCUUUUUCCCCUCUUACUUUCUAUCUCUCUCUCUUACUGUUCCUUGCCCUCUGUCUCUCCUACUCGCGCUCCUUCCUCUCUGAUAGAAUUCCAUUGUGCUGUGUCUUUCUUCUUCCUCUCAAUCUUGACUCCUCCGUGGGAUCAACUUGCUCAAACUGGGUUUAAUAAAUAUGGCCGCUCUUUAUCUUCCUGCAGUUCGUGCGGCAGUAAUAGUUCAA
This is a messenger RNA of Hyla sarda, 2470 nucleotides long. RefSeq names its product CLPTM1 regulator of GABA type A receptor forward trafficking (gene CLPTM1). Gene Ontology annotation, cellular component: membrane; endomembrane system. Lineage: Eukaryota; Metazoa; Chordata; Amphibia; Anura; Hylidae. The record is from RefSeq and is a predicted model, not a curated record. The transcript has 14 exons. Bases 131 to 2011 code for a protein of 626 amino acids.